AAAAAGACAGGUGCAAGGGAUUUGAUUUUGGACUUUACAUUAGGGUUUCAUAAAGAUGCUUUUGCUCUCCUUCUUAAGCACAAUACAAUAUUAUUAAUUGCCUUUUAUUAUUAUGAGUGACUCACCAAAAUAUUCACACCUUUUAAUUUUAUUCUACAAUUUAUACUUUUAUUUUGUGAUUGGAUAUUAGAGUGUAAGAAAGAGAGAGUGAAGGAGAGAGAGAGAGAGAGAAAUGGGAAGAGGAAGAGUGGAGUUGAAGAGAAUUGAGAACAAGAUCAACAGGCAAGUGACCUUCGCUAAGCGAAGAAACGGACUUUUGAAGAAAGCUUAUGAGCUUUCCGUUCUCUGCGAUGCCGAAGUUGCUCUCAUCAUCUUCUCCAAUAGAGGAAAAUUGUACGAGUUUUGCAGCAGUUCAAGCAUGCUCAAAACGCUUGAGAGGUACCAGAAAUGUAAUUAUGGUGCCCCUGAGAAUAAUGUGUCUACACGGGAAGCCUUGGUAAUGGAAUUAAGCAGCCAGCAGGAGUACUUGAAGCUGAAGGCACGUUAUGAGGCCCUACAACGAUCCCAGAGGAACCUCAUGGGAGAAGAUCUUGGCCCUCUAAACAGUAAAGAGCUCGAGUCUCUUGAAAGACAGCUUGAUUCGUCCUUGAAGCAAAUCAGAUCAACAAGGACCCAGUUCAUGCUGGAUCAGCUCUCUGAUCUUCAACACAAGGAAAACUUACUAUGUGAGGCUAAUAGGUCUCUCAGACAAAGGUUGGAAGGGUAUGAAAUAAAUCCACUCCAACUGAAUCCCAGUGUUGAAGAUAUGGGAUAUGGCCGCCAUCCGUCGCAAACUCACGGUGACCUCUUUCAACCACUAGAGUGUGAGCCAACGUUACAAAUUGGAUAUCAGGCUGAUACAGUGUCAGUGGUGACAGCUGGCCCAAGCAUGAGCAAUUACAUGGCAGGAUGGUUACCUUAAUUAGUAAGAGGGGUGGGUGGCGUUUCCUACAGAGGAUUCACUGCACCAGCACAUUUGCAGUUCCAAUUUUAUUUGAAAAUGGAAGGAAAAAAAAAAGGUAGAAAAUUGCUUUGGGAUGUAACGAAGCUGUAAGUGUCUACCGUGUAUGAAAUAGGGACAAAGUUAAGCGGUGUUGUUUGUGUGCGCUUUCAUAAACUGAGUACUUCUUUGUUUCAGUUACUGGUGUUCUUCCCUUAUAAAUUAUAAUAAUAAGCUCUUAUGAUAGUUAGAAAA
Messenger RNA from Cajanus cajan (pigeon pea), 1234 nucleotides. Its product is annotated as MADS-box transcription factor 1. The record is from RefSeq and is a predicted model, not a curated record. Gene Ontology annotation, cellular component: nucleus. Gene Ontology annotation, molecular function: RNA polymerase II transcription regulatory region sequence-specific DNA binding; DNA-binding transcription factor activity; protein dimerization activity. NCBI's taxonomy places the organism in Eukaryota, Viridiplantae, Streptophyta, Magnoliopsida, Fabales, Fabaceae. Gene Ontology annotation, biological process: positive regulation of transcription by RNA polymerase II.